UAAUGACACCAUUUCUCUCUUCUAUCUAUAAACUUCAUAGCUGACAUUUGCCGGACGUGCUGGUUCUUGGGCCAAUUUUCCUUCGAUUUUCCCUUCCGCAAAACCCUAGGGCACACCAAGCUGAGGGAACCAACUCUCACAAUUACCCACCUGCCUUCCAAUUUCUCCACUCCCUUCCAAAUUCAGGAGCUUCGUUUCUUCUGUCCUCAAGUAUUCCAUACAUGGAUGUACACUCCACCCCCACCAACCCUCUCCCACUGGCAAUUAACCAUCGAAACCCUAGGAAACCCGUACUCCUUCAGGAACAACAACCAAGCCCUUCCAAAGCCGACUCUCCCGCUUCUUCAAAUGGUAAGCUCAUGGAGAGAAGGCCCCAUGGAGGACGCAUGGAUGUGGCAAAGCUGAAGGCAAGUGAAGCAAGUGAGCGGAAGGAGGAGGUGAACAGGAAGAUAGCUUCUCAAAAAGCCAUUUCGGUGAUUUUGCGCAGAGAAGCCACCAAGGCUGUCAUUGAGAAGAAGAGAGGUCCCACUAAUUCUAAGAAACUGCUUCCGCAGACUGUGCUUGAGGCUCUCCAUGAACGAGUCUCAGCCUUGCGAUGGGAGUCUGCGCUCAAGGUUUUUGAACUACUUCGUGAACAAUUAUGGUACAGACCCUAUGCCGGCAUGUAUAUUAAGCUAAUUGUUAUGCUUGGAAAAUGCAAGCAACCCGAAAAGGCCACCGAGUUGUUCCAUGAAAUGAUUGAUGAAGGCUGUGAAGUGAGCCAGGAAUCAUACACUGCUCUCUUGUCUGCCUACAGCAGGAGUGGUCUUCUUGACAAAGCAUUUUCGCUUCUUGACGAGAUGAGAAACAGUCCCGAUUGCCAGCCUGAUGUUCACACUUACUCUAUCCUCAUAAAAUCAUGUUUGCAGGUGUUUGCAUUCAAAAAAGCACAAGCUCUACUCUCUGACAUGGUGAUUCGAGGAAUAAAACCCAACACUAUCACAUAUAAUACCUUCAUUGAUGCUUAUGGCAAAGCAAAAAUGUUUGCUGAAAUGGAGUCUAUAUUGAUGGAAAUGCUGAGUGAUGAUGGCUGUAAGCCUGACGUUUGGACCAUGAACUCGACGCUUCGAGCCUUCGGCAGUAGCGGACAAUUGGAAACCAUGGAGAAGUGCUAUGAAAAGUUUCAGGGUGCUGGAAUCCAACCAAACAUUCAGACCUUCAACAUCCUUCUGGAUUCAUAUGGCAAGGCUGGAAGUUAUGAGAAAAUGAGUGCUGUGAUGGAGUAUAUGCAGAAGUACCAUUAUUCAUGGACAAUUGUAACGUACAAUGUCGUAAUCGACGCCUUCGGGAGGGCUGGGAAUUUGAAACAGAUGGAGUAUCUGUUUAGGCUCAUGAGAUCAGAGAGGAUCAAACCGAGUUGUGUAACACUCUGCUCACUCGUGAGGGCAUACGGCCAAGCGGGAAAACGUGAAAAAAUUGAUGGUGUACUGCGUAUUGUAGAGAAUUCCGAUAUAACGUUGGAUACCGUUUUUUUCAACUGUCUUGUGGAUGCUUACGGGCAGAUGGGAUGUUUUGCGGAGAUGAAGAACGUGGUCGGGAUGAUGGAGCAGAGAGGAUGCAAGCCUGAUAAGACUACAUACAGGACCUUGGCUAGAGCUUAUUCAGAUGGUGGAAUGGGAAACCAUGCCAGGGAAAUCCAACAUCUUAUAAGCUCAGCAGAAGCAAGUAAGAAAACCCGACCAGACUUGUGAUGUUGAUUAAAUUUUAGAGAAAUUAUAUUAAUAUAUAUUUAUAAAAACACCAUCAUCAUUAUUAUUAUUAUUUUGAAAAAAUGUCACAAAAGUAAUUAAGUUAUAUCAUCAA
Molecule: messenger RNA, 1842 nt
Organism: Momordica charantia (bitter melon)
Lineage: Eukaryota; Viridiplantae; Streptophyta; Magnoliopsida; Cucurbitales; Cucurbitaceae
Product: Pentatricopeptide repeat (PPR) superfamily protein
Molecular function (GO): mRNA binding; protein binding
Source: RefSeq, a predicted model, not a curated record